Messenger RNA from Leptidea sinapis, 9687 nucleotides. RefSeq names its product E3 SUMO-protein ligase RanBP2. The coding region runs from base 144 to 8612 and encodes 2822 amino acids. The record is from RefSeq and is a predicted model, not a curated record. Gene Ontology annotation, molecular function: GTPase activator activity; protein binding. Gene Ontology annotation, biological process: intracellular transport. Lineage: Eukaryota; Metazoa; Arthropoda; Insecta; Lepidoptera; Pieridae. Gene Ontology annotation, cellular component: nuclear pore; cytoplasm. The transcript has 11 exons.
GGUAGCCAUGUUAGAAGUUAGCUAUAUGUCAAAAAUGAAAAUUUCUUUGGAGAGUCAUCGAGAAAAAUAUUCUAACGGUUAUAGAGAUUUCUUGAUAAUUCAGUAAAGUUUUAAGUUUUAUUUGUAUAUUGGCCCACACGACGAUGUAUAAAAACAAAAAAGAAGUUGAUAAACACGUGGAAAACCUGUUAGCCAAGUUAUCCGAAAAAGACUUUAAAGCUAGAGCAUAUUCUGUUGCGCGUCUGUAUUACGAUGUUGGCGACUUCAGAAGCUGUCAAAAAUACGUUGAACAAUACCUGACUCUCAAAGCCAACAAUGCAGCGGCACAUAAGCUCCUGGGGCAAACAUAUCUAAAACUAGGACAAAAGGAAAAUGCUUUCGAGGAAUUCAAAACCUCCUUGGAGUUGGACCCCACACAAACUAGUGUGAUAAUUGAAAUCUGUGAAUUACUUUCUGGCGAUGAUAUAACAAUUGAUUAUGGACGUGCAAAGUACUGGUGCGGAAAAGCUGAAGUAACAUUUCCGAAACACCCAAUAACUUUUAAAUUGAAGGAGAAACUUUUAUCUGUUGCCAAUUCUGAUCCUGAAGCAUUAUUGAAGCUCUUAAAGUCUGAACUUUCUGUAAGACCCAGAGAUGCAGUACUUCAUGUUCGACUGUUAAAGCACUACUUGAGCGAAAAUAAAAUAAAAGAAGCGUUUCAGCACAGCUGCAACAUUGAGUUUGGAAAAUUCCCAUUUAUCAAUAAUAUGGCUUGGUAUGAAACCCUAUCUGAGAUCCUUAAAUUAAAUGAUGUUAAAUCAGAUAUGUCACACCAAUUAUUAUUAUUGACUGUUAAAGAAAGACUUUGCAUGUUAAGCCUUACUGAAGUACCCCAAGGAACAGCAAGGGGCACACUUGAAUUUAGUGAAAAUUUAUUGUGUGACUAUGACCAAGCUAUUUAUACUACUACACUGGAGGGCCCUCCACAGGGCUAUGCAGAAUUUCAUAAUAGUCUUAUUCAACAUCAUAGAGGACAAAUAGCCUUCUUGGCAGCAACAUUUAUUCUUAAAAAAGCUAAAAAAGAUCAAAUUAAUUGGUGUGACAGUACAGAUAUUGCCAAUGUGUUAAUGUUAAUUUCUUGGCAAACAGUUCCAAUAGAUCCUAAAGCUAACUGGCUUAUAGGAGCAUCAGAAAAUCAAAAAACAGCAGUGCUUAGAUGGUUUUUAGAAGGCUCAUACAGGUGCUCACAGUCUGGGCAUUUUAUUUUGACCUGUAGCGAAGGAAGUGGCCAACUAUUUCUGGAUAAAAUAUGCAGAUUUUGUUCAGGAAAAAAUUGGAAAGAUAAAAUUUAUGAACAAAUUUUUAAAAACAAAAAACAAUCAGCCUCUGUUAAAUCAUAUAUGAAAUCAGGAAAUUUUAAAUCACCAGUUUUAAGAUUACCCAGAAGAGCAGAAGUGCAAGCAUAUGACCAGGAUGCUCAAAAGCAAUAUCCAAAUUCACUUCAUCACUUUGUGUGGCUUCUGAAUAAUUAUAAAGAAAUUGAAAAGUUUCAGUGCACUAUUUUUGACAUGCUUACCCCUCCAAUCACCUCCAGUGGACCAGAAACUCUGAAUAAAUAUGAUGUUAAAGCCUUUAUGUACUGUGCAGCACUAAGUGCCCAACAGUUGAAACAAAAGUCUACUACAAUUAAUAAUGAUAGACCAGUUCUAAUACCUGCACAUAUCACUGACCUUUUGUGCACAUUGCCACAGCUAAAAUGGUGGGAUUGUGCUUAUAAGUAUAGUCAAAACGAACUCGGAAGUGAAUAUACUGAUAUUCGAUCAACAUUAAGCAGAGGAAUUGAAGUUGUUAGGUGUGUUGAUAAUCAUGGUCUUGACCCUGAACUUUUAUGUAUAUUAGGAAGGAUAUUUAGUGCAUUGGCAGAAGAAAGUUCUAAUGCUGAUGACAAAAAUAUGUUAGAAUCCCGAGCUGCUCUAUACUAUACAUCUGCUAUACCCCUUCUAGAGAAAAUUAAAAGCAAGACAAUGAUAAAACUUCCAGCCCAAAGGAUGUUUAAUUAUACUCAUAAAGAAUUUGAAACCAAAGAAUUAAUGUCUUUGGUACAUGAAUGUAAAUUGUUUAUGGCUAUUAAACAUUUCAAUGAAUGUGAUUAUGUAAAAACAGUUGAAUAUCUUAAUAAUCUUAAAUCCCCAGAAGCAUAUUAUUAUAUUAGUGAGUCAUAUAAAAAGAUAGCAGAGGAAGAUAAAAACUUAUCAAAAAAUUAUGGUGAUAUAGACUCCAAAUUUGUGGCAUUGCUUAGAAAGUCAAAAAGUUUUGCUCACAAAGCAUUAGACAGUAUAAAAGAGAAGGAUGGCUACAAAUCCAAUCCAUUGUAUUCCAAUAUACAAGAGCUCAUUGAGAAAAUAGAAAUUCAUUUCAGACGUGUUGAUUCAAACAUUUCAUUUUCAAUUUUAAAUGACAUAGACAACAAAUAUUCUUCUGAUGACAAUGGUGAGACUGAUAGUAUGCCUUUAAGAAGUAUUGCAGAGCUGCAUCGAAAUCUCAGCUCCACUCCUAAAAACAGUAAUAAACAAAUAGUUAACAUGAAUACCACUAACUAUCGAACUGCAAUGGAGUCUCAAGUAUUUGAAACAUCAAGUGAUAAUCCAAAGGUUAUAGAUAAACUAGAAAAACAAAUAAUAAAUCUUCAGAACAGAGAUACCACAAUAGACCAAUUCAUGGAACAAACAAGGAGUUGGUUUGAUGAAAAUCGUAAAUUAGGGAAUCAAAUUAUUAGUACAAUUAAUUCAAAUAUUGAAAACACAACUGAACAGUUUAAACUGCUUAAAAUAUCUGUUGACCAAGUUAAGGAUCAGAUUGCUGAGUGUAAAAAUGAUUGCAAAGAUGUUGCAGAUUUAAAAAAGCAAGUUUCAGAACUACAAAAAGAAGUGAGUAAGCUGAAGAAGUCCUCUGAACAAACCAUAGAUGAAAGUGAGCUUUAUAGCUUGGAUGAAGAAUAUCGAUCGAAUGAUAAUGCUGCUUCAUUUGGGGCUCAGAUGCAAUUUCCAACAUCACAUGUAGUGCCUCCCUUUAAUCAACGGCUUUUACCGCCAUUCCCAAUGCCCCCAAAUCCUUAUCAAUUAUAUGGACAAAACUUUUACAACCUUUAUAACCAGUACUCUCAAUUUGCACAGCCUCAAUCUGUUCCUGCUGCAGCUUCUUUGUUUGAUGCUAGUCGAACUCAAGUGAAUUAUCCAGGAGUUUAUCCAACACCAGAUCAGAUGUACCUAGAUGUAGCUCACCUUAUUCCCCCUGUUGUACAAUCAGCUCCAGCAAUAAUACCAACAGUCACUACCCUUUCCACUGCAACAACUACAGCAAUUAACACUGCUACAACAGCUGUGAAUUCAAAUAAAAUAAGUCAAUCGUUGGAUUUGAAACAACAAAGUGGACGAACAUUACCUGUAAAUGUCGUAAUAACCUCUUCCGAUCCAUUACCCUUAAAUACCUCCACUCCUGCACCAGUAUUAAGUGUUACUAUUCCUCAAAAACAUAUAAAAGGAAGUCCCCACAAUUACCAAAUAGCAAUGCCUAACAACAACAACUGUAAAACUCAAACAUUUACACCUCCGGUAUUUAAUUUUCCAUCAAGUACUAAUGAGCGAUCAACUGUUCUAAAUUGGAAUACGCCUUUUUCAAAUAUAAACAAUGAAGCUAUUCAUGCAAGUGAUACAUCGAAGACCGUUGUUGAUGGAGUAUUUAUGUCACCAGCAGCAAACACAACUUUAAAUAAGUCUAGAACACUUUCAGAGAAAAGCAAUACUUCUAUUGAAAAUUAUGACCCUUGUCCGGAUUUUAAACCAAUUGUUCCUUUGCCAGCUGAAGUUAAAGUGACUACUGGAGAAGAAAAUGAAACAGUAGUAUUUAGUGCUCGUGCAAAACUAUACCGUUUUGUGGAUAAACAAUGGAAAGAAAGAGGUAUUGGUGAAAUGAAAUUACUUAAGCAUAAUGUAACACAUAAAGUCAGAGUACUAAUGCGGCGGGAACAAGUGCACAAAAUUUGUGCUAAUCAUAUAAUUUUGCCAGAAAUGGAAAUCAAGCCCAUGAAAAACGAAACAAAGGCGUACUUUUGGGUAGCAAAUGAUUUCGCAGAAGAAACAGUUAUUUUGGAGAAAUUUUGUGUCCGAUUUAAGACUGCUGAUAUUGCGAAGGAAUUCUAUGAGCAAUUUGAACAGGCACGUGAAGCAACCAGUGUUGGUGACAAAGCAAAUGUGAGAGCACAAGAUGCAUCCGUUAAAGUCAUAGUUCCCGAAGCCGCAUCUAAUGUUGAAAAUAAUCAAACAAACAAAACUGUUGUUGGUGGAUUUACUUUCCUUAGUACACCAAUGUUUAAGAGUGUUCCUCAAUCAUCUAACGCAGAAACAAAGACAGAGACAAAAUCAACUAAUGUCAGUGUAUUUAGCAGUUUAAACUUUAAGACAACUAAAAAUUCUCUAUCUAAUAAUGUACCUAAUCCGUUUGACACCAAAGUUAAUUCGCAAAACAUAGAAUCAUCCGUUAAUAAUGAAAGUUUGAACAUUUCUAGUAUAUCAAAUAAAUCUGAUAUUGUUGAGGACUUUGAACCUUUAACGGAAUUCAAACCUGUUAUACCAUUACCAGCUCUAGCUGAACAAAAAACUGGAGAGGAGAAUGAAACAAUUCUUUUUGAGCAUCGUGCUAAACUUUUAAGAUUUGACUCUGAUGCUAAAGAAUGGAAAGAACGUGGUCUAGGAAAUAUGAAGUUAUUAAAAGACAAUGAAAGCAAUAAAUUACGAUUGCUUAUGAGAAGGGAACAAAUAUUGAAAAUUUGUUGUAAUCAUGCUGUCACUAAAGAAAUGGUUUUCAAAAAAAUGCCUUCAAUGGAUAAAGCUGUAACAUGGUGUGCCAAAGAUUUUUCCGAAAAUGAGUUAGUACCUGAAACAUUUUGUCUUCGAUUUAAAACUGUUGAAGUAUGUGACGAUUUUAUGAAGGUUCUACAGAUGGCACAAUCUAAGUUAGAUAUGAAAGAAAAAUUUGGAAAUAAUACUGAACAAAAGACUGAAAUAAAUAGCAAAGAAAGUAGCUUUGGUGCUCAAUUUAAGCCUAAGGCGGGAUCAUGGAAUUGUAGCUCAUGUUAUGCAAAUAACGAUAGUAAUUCGACAAAAUGUGCUUGUUGCGAAAAUCCUAACCCACAAAUAAAAAUACAGAAUGACAAUUCUACCUGGGGUGAUUUGUUUAAACCACAGCAAGGAACUUGGGAAUGCAAACAAUGUCUUAUCAGGAAUCAGAAGGAAAAAAAUAACUGUAAUGCGUGCAAUAGUCCUAGGGACCCUUCUAUUAUUCCGAAACCUGAAAGUAGCACUAAUACGAGUCUUCCACAAUUUAAAUUUGGCAUUCCAUCACAAGUAGUUUCUAUUUCAGAACCUGUGAGUAGUAACUCAAGUGCGCUUUCAGAAUGGGCUAAUAAAUUUCAACCCAAAGAAGGAACAUGGGAAUGCAAACAGUGUGCUAUUAGAAAUAAUAAAGAAAAAGAAAAAUGUGAGUCUUGUGGGUUUCAAAAUCCUGAUAUUGUACAAACUGAGAAAAUUUCUAUAUUUGGCAACACCAUGUCUUCAAAAUUUAGUUUUCAAACACCUCAGCCUUCUCUUGGGCAAAAGAUUGAAAGUAACACAAAUAAUUUAAAUUUCAAUAAUGUGGGAACUUCCUUUAAAUUUGGAAUUUCUAACCUCAAUGAUAAUAACGUUUCUACUGAUAAAAAUGAUAUAAGCACACCACUAACCGCUAAGAGUGAGACACAAAAUUUACAAAUCAAGCCAGCAUUGCUACCAACCCCUGAAGUAAAUUCAACAUUAACAUUCGGAUCAAAAGACGGAGGGACAUUUGACUUUUCUUUAAAACCAAAGUCACCUAACAAAAGUAAAAGCCCUGCAAAAACUCCACGCACUCCAAAGGAUGGAGAUGGAGAUGACAGUGGAGAUGAAGAAUGCCCAUCUGAUGAUGAAGGUCGCCAAAUAUACUUCAGCCCAGUUAUACCAAUGCCAGAUAAGGUUGAUGUUGUUACCGGCGAAGAAAAUGAAACUGAAUUGUAUGGCCAUAGAGCAAAAUUGUUUUUGUUUUCGUCUGGAGAAUGGAAAGAACGUGGACUUGGAAUUGUUAAAAUUCUAAAAUCGAAAGUUAGUGGAGCCUUAAGGGUUCUUAUGCGCCGUGAGCAAGUUCUGAAGAUAUGCUUAAAUCAUAUUCUUACACCUGAUAUCAUUUACAAACCUAAAGAUGACAAAACAUGGUUAUUUGCAGCUAAUGAUUAUAGUGAAGGAGAACUACAGCUUCAACAAUUUUGUUUAAGAUUCCAAAAUAAUAAAAUUGCAUUAGAAUUUAAAGAUGAAUUAGAUAAAGCUAUUAAAGAUAAAUUUGGUGACAUUGUUAAAAUAAAUGACAGCAAACUCAAAGAUACGGAUAGUGAAGAUGUUGUUUUUGUCUCCGAAGUUCAAGCGUCUUCGGAAGAAAAACAAGUAGCAAAAGAUUUAAUGUUACCGGAAAACUUCCAUACCUACAAAAAUAAAGACCCGUGUCAAGGCUGCCGCGGUUGUGAUGAAGAUAGUGAUGAAAAAUCUGACACGACACUAAUAUCAUAUCCCAAAGAUUCAUUACAAGCUAAAGAUGGAUCAUCACCAGAUAAAAAUAAUCAAUCAGAAUUUACUGUUAGUGAGACAAACUCAAUGUAUGGUACACCUGUAGCAGGAGAAAAAUCUUUUGAUACAUCAAUAUUUCGCACUCCAAUGGGAAAUACAGGAUCUGGAGAGAAUUAUAAAACUAUUUUUGGGUUUGAUAACACGAAAACUGACACAAAAACGCCGCAAAAUAUAUUCAGUGGUUUUAAUUUAAAACAACCAUCUUUUGGUCCAUCUGUUAAUGAACAAAGUUCUACUAAACCUGUCAUGUUUGGUAAUGUUGGAUUUGGCCAGACCCCAACAUCUAGUUUUAAAAGUUCUAUUUUAGCAGCACCUAAAUUGUGUGCUAAUGCUGGUGAUAAAGAAGUGACCCCAAAAUCAAUAUUUGGUUCUUCUGCAUCAAAAAGUACUUUUAGUGAAACUAAUAACAUCUUUAAAUCUGGGUUCUUAACAAGUAAUGUAUUUGGUUCUAUCCCACAAAACCAAAUUGGUGACACUAAAAAGUCUGAAACUCCAACACAAACCAUGUUCUCACAAGAUAAUAGUCAGCCUAAAAAUUUAUUUGCAAAUAUACAAAGUAAUACUUCAGGUAUAUUUAACCAGGGUAAUACUUUUAAAUUCGGUAUCGACAAAAAUACUAAUAUUGCCCCUGUUUUGGAAACGAAAUCAGAGGCAGCAGUGAACUUAUCUGUUGAUCCAGUUACUAUAAAGGGGGUAGCACCUGAAGUUUCUAUUGUUGAUGCUGUGAACAAAAAUUCUGAAGAGGCACCAAUUUUGAAAGUAGAUAGCAACUUAUCAUUCGCGGCAUUAUCGACGCCGAAAAAUCCAGAAUUUACUAUUGAAAAAAAGCCAGACUUCAAGUGGGAAGGUCAAGGCCAACAGUUGUUUGCGAACAAAAAUAAUACAACCUUAAAUUCUAGUGAGGCUGAAAAUACAUCAACAAAUGAAGAGGAAUAUGAUCCACAUUACGAGCCAAUUGUUCCCUUACCAGAGAUUGUUACUGUCACUACAGGAGAAGAAGAUGAGGAGAAAAUAUUUGGCGAACGCUGUAAACUAUUUAGAUUUGAUGAAACAACACGCGAAUGGAAAGAACGGGGUGUAGGUGAGAUGAAGAUAUUGUACCAUACAGAGAGAAAAACAUAUAGAUUGCUGCUUCGAAGAGAGCAAGUUCAUAAAGCGGUACUAAAUAUGUUGAUAAUAAUGGACUUUGAAUUAUUACCUAUGAAGAAUUCAGAUCGUGCAUGGACAUGGGCUGGUGUCAACUAUGCCGACAGCUCUGGAGAACAAGAAAUGCUUGCAGUACGAUUUAAAUCGGUUGAACUAGCCAAUAAAUUUAGAGACACAGUGCUUGAUUGUGUACAUAAAUUACAAGUAGCAGCCGCAGAAGCUAUACGAAUGGAAAAAGAAAGAGGAGUGGGGUCUGCGUCUAAUGAGGAACAAAAUACAUCGAAUACAAGUGAAGGUCAGGACAAAGAGAAUGCUGAUGAGUCUGCCGAUUCAAGCACAUCAAAACAUGUAGAAUUCCUGGUAGCUGAGUGUGACUAUGGGGAGGAAGAGAACUGCUAUUCACCAGAAGAAGAAGAUGAAGACUCGCUAGGGUACUAUAAUGAGGACGAAGAAUACUAUGACACUAUUGGCGAGGUUUUAGUAGAAGAGGAUGGCAUACAGCGACCGCGGGAGUGGGCAGCAAUUAAAGUCCUGUUUGAUUGCAAUGUCUGCUCGCCCAAGAUACAAAUUGUUAGCAGCUCCACAUCGGAGACAAUCAUUGACAUGAUGAUACACUCGGAUACUGAGUUUGAGAUGAAUGACGAUUCUUGUACGUGGUCCUUUGUGGACUAUAGAAGAACACCGCACAUUGAGAAGAAAAUCACUGCAUAUUUCAAGGAUCAGGCCACUGCUAUGGAGUUUUACGAUAGCUGCGAGACAAGUAAAACGGCCACGUACGCUUCGAAUGAAGAUUCCGGCUAGUAUUGGUAAUGCAAAAAAGUGUGUGUUAGGUGUUAGGUUUGAUUUAAUUAUACAUAUAAUUAUUUGUGUUUGUACAUAGUGAUUCAUUAAACUUAUAAUCUGGCGCGGCUCAAUACUUGUCGUUUUAUCAAAACUCAAAAAACCCACACAAGAUGUUUAAGAAGUAUCAAAAUUAUUUGAAAGUGACAUUUUAAUACUUAGUCAUUAUAUAUGCAUACCUACAGCAUGACUGGUUUAGACAUCAACGAUAUGAAGAAAAUAAUUACAUAAUUAAAUAUUGACUUGAUAGUUAGCUUAACUGAGUAAUUAAUUACGGAUAGCACGCUGAUCGUAGGACGCGGAAUUAGUAAUGGCGAACACACGGACCUGCCGGUGCUUGCGCUUAACUAACGAAAUAGUCGCGCAGUGCAGUAAUGUACACUUCAUUUAUUUAUAGGGUAAUUUGUUCAAAAAUUAAGUAUUUUUUACAUUAUUAAUACGAGAAUCGAGUACCGAUUACUCUCCUUGCAUAUAUAUUAAUAAUGUCUCACCAGUCAUCUGUAUAGUUCGGGACAGUACUUUAAGCACCCAAUAGCGGCUGCUACUCUUAAUUCCAAGAUUCUCUUUUAUAAUCAAGUUAUCGUUAACGAAUUUGGCAUUAUUUGAAAUCAGCUUGAAUAACAUCUUUGAAAUGUAAUUAGGUCUUGUAUACAUAUUUUAAAUAUUGGUGCCCAAAGUGCAAACUUUUUUAUCCAUAUUUCUGCGGUUAACAUUCUUAUUCUUAAUAAAUGCAUUGAAUAGCUUCAAGGAGGUCUGAUCAAUGUUUGUAACCUUUUCCUUUAAAAGGAUCUUAUUGUGAUUAUUUAUAAUGUUUAGAUAUGUAUCAUGUAAAUCUUGUAUUUUUACUGACGCCAUUGAUCAGGUCUUUUUGCUACAUGGCUUAGUUAUAUAAUUAUGUGUAUGACUUAACUUAUAUUAUUUAAUGGGAAAGGUUUUGUCUAGACUACGUCAUUUUAAAAGUGACCUACUUUCCUUGUUUAAAUAUGUAACUUUAAUCUUAGUAAGCCUAUGUAGUGAAUAAAAUUAUAAAAAAUAA